Didymodactylos carnosus is the source of this 210-nucleotide messenger RNA. The record is from the annotation of a GenBank genome assembly. Lineage: Eukaryota; Metazoa; Rotifera; Eurotatoria; Philodinida; Philodinidae.
AUGGCAGCUUCAAUUCCACUUAUUAUACAGACAUUCGGCGCAUCUUGGUCACAACAGGCAAUAUUUACAUUUGCUUUUUGGCCAUUUGGUUUAAAAUUAAUAUGGGCACCUAUUGUUGAUUCCUUAUAUUUAAAAAGAUUUGGCCGAAGAAAAACAUGGCCAUAUGGAGUCGAAAUAGAUUUGGCUGGAGUUUUUUUGCAGACGAGUUGA